UGCAGCUGAAACAACUUUAUUUUCGAUGUGAAAGCUUUGUCAUCCCUUUAGUGCUUUUCAGUUCAUGUAUAUUUGCAAAGAUGCAAGAUUACAACAGAUUAUUAACCCUUUGUACUGCGAGUAAAUCACUGUCAAUGUUGUAUCAACCUCUAUUCUGCCCGAGUUAAAGCUCAGGCAGCCAUGGCGAAUGCAGAAUAGGUGAACCAUAGUGAGCCAAGCAGGAUUCAUAUAGACCGGUGCUUUUUUUGUCAGACGUAUCCCCACAGCCCUUCAUCGACACCACCCCUCAUGUCCCAAAUGGGUUAAUGUAAAUUGAUUUGAAACUGGAUAUUGUUUAACUAUCAAUGAUAUAAAUGUGAACAUAAUAAUAGGUGUUACAGUGUUCUUUAUACAAUUGAACUAAUGUUUGUCGGUUCAGUUAAGUUUGCAUUUGUGCUACAAUUUGGCUGUGCAACAUUUUUAUCUAUUACUUUGAACUAUUGUAAUUAUUCAUUAAAUACCUUUACCUCUUUCUCCCGUUAAUACUUUAAGUUGUGUAUUUCAAGCAUUCAUCCAUUAACUCUCUUUAGCCAACUGCUUUAGCUGUUUAUCCGUAAUUGUGGCCAUCUGUUUCAGCUGGUUAUACAUACAUUUUGCUAUCUAUUUCAACCAUUAUCCAUAACUCUUAGCUAAGUGUUUCUGCCCACUUGCUAACUAGUUGUGACACACUCUUAAUCGCAGGAUUGUUCAGGUGUUGUGGCUGUCUCAUUGUGGAUAUCUAUUAUUAAUCAAGUCGUAAUUUCUAUUUGAUCGAAUUAGUUGAGUUCACGGUCUUUCCACAUGCACUGGCGGCAGAAGACGUAACUCACCCCUAUGUAUUAGUACCCCUGGUGGGGAAUCACUGAUAGGUAGACUAUAGACCAUCCUGAGCUACUGUAUUAACACCACAGGGAGAGAUAGAUGGUGGGCAUGGGAGCAGUAGCGGCAGCGCUCUAAAUUUAGUCACCCGUCCGCAUGUGAACUAAAUACCAAUGACAACAGACAAACUGCAGCCCACCCACUCAUUCAGUCCCUCAGCCCGUCAGGUCAGGCUGCAGCCCCCUCUGCCCACCCUCCCCACGAGAAGCCCCAGUGCAGGGGAGUGCGAGCACCCGCACAGGUCGCACUACCCAGUCUGACCCUCUCGCCUCUCACCUUUCCGACUUCCUACCCUGAGGAGAUAGGCGCAAAUUGAGACCCCCCCCCCUCCCCCGAGGGUCCUUCAGGACAGGUUGUACUUAUGUGCACUGUCUCCUGGGACUUUCUGCUUCACCCCCGAACCCCCAGGGGCAGCCAUGUCACAGUUUUCUACCAUGACGACCGGUGAGAAGAAAAUGCAGGCGGCAGCAAUCUGCCAAGAGGUUCAAGCCCAGGAAGAUAUAGAGAUAGAUCUUGGGAAGAAAAUGAGCGUGCCUAAGGACAUCAUGCUGGAGGAGCUGUCUCUUGCCUCAAACCGGGGCUCCCGUCUCUUCAAAAUGCGCCAGAGACGCUCAGAAAAAUACACUUUUGAGAAAAUCCAGAAUGAAAACAACAAGCAGCUCAAAAACACAGCUGUUUCUCAAACGGAGAAUGGGAAUGCCACGGAGAGCCACAGCGGCGAGGACAACUUGGGCGACGACCAACCACCUAAAGCGCCGUCCGACACGCCAGAUACAAAGACGCUGCCAAAUCCGGACAGUAUCGCCCCGGGGUACGGAGGUCCUUUGAAAGACAUCCCCCCAGAGAAGUUCAACUGUACGGCUGUGCCAAAGUCCUACCAAUCACCCUGGGAGCAGGCCAUCAUCAGUGACCUGGCCUUGGCUGACACUCUCAUCACCCACUUGCCUGAGCCAGAGCCCCAACCAGAUCUACCAGGGUACAAAAGUUUCAACAGGGUGGCGACCCCGUUUGGUGGCUUCAGCAACGACCCCAGACAUGCUCCCAUCAAGCCAGUCCAGGUGGAGCCCCUCCCCGACUACCCUGAGCUCCAGGCAGACACGACAGUAAAUCGACCCUCCUUUAAUAGAUCCGCUCUGGGGUGGGUGUCAGUGGGCGGCCCAGCUCCCCUCCCUACCGUUUCCCUUGAGCCCCUGCUCAUCCCUGAGUCAGAAGACCUUUGAACCCAUAAUGAAGUCACACAGAGAUGCUGCCUAUUUAGUUGCACCAGAGGUUAUGGUAGGUGGGAAAAUGAUUUGGUCAGAACAGAGUCGGGGUGAGAGAAAGCGUCCUAUUGGAGGUUGCUGGUGGAAGUUAUCGUGCGUGCAGCACCCCUUGGUUUUCCAGGGAUGUUAGCGAUUGCACUGCACUCAAAAAUGAAUUAAUUAUGAAUGACUGUACAGUAGGCUGAGACACUACUGGAAUAA
This is a messenger RNA of Xiphias gladius (swordfish), 2360 nucleotides long. RefSeq names its product myozenin-2-like. The record is from RefSeq and is a predicted model, not a curated record. Gene Ontology annotation, molecular function: telethonin binding; actin binding; FATZ binding. NCBI's taxonomy places the organism in Eukaryota, Metazoa, Chordata, Actinopteri, Istiophoriformes, Xiphiidae. The transcript has 6 exons. Gene Ontology annotation, cellular component: actin cytoskeleton; Z disc. Bases 1314 to 2117 code for a protein of 267 amino acids.